CGCUGACCAUGAGGCUGCUGCUGGGUGCGACUGCGCUUCUCGGUGUUGCUGCUGCCACGACGUCGCCCAUCUCGCUUAUCGUGCAGCCCGACGAGAUGUUUGGCGCAACCUGCGGCUCCAUCGCCGACUGCGGCUUCCUCCCCGGCCUCGCCUGCGUCGACUCGUUGUGCCACGUGUGCAGCACCGACCGCGACUGCACGGGCUCGGACAGCGACUUUAGCAAGCGCUGCGUGGUCGCGUCGACGGGCGCGCUGGUCCGCCUUCCGAACGCGACGUUGCAACCGCUCGCGUACUGCAUGGAGAAGAACAUGUUUGCGCCGUUCUCGCUUGCUGACCUCAUGGCCUCGGCCCUCGCCUUUCUCUGCACGGCGCUCGGGUCCGCGUCCGGCGCCGGUGGCGGCGGCCUCCUCGUGCCCAUGUACAUUCUAGCGGUCGGUUUGGGCCCGAAGCACGCGAUUCCGCUCUCGAAAGCCACGAUUUUUGGCGGUGCCCUGGCCACGUUCUUGUCCAACUUUCGCAAAAAGCACACGUACCAUCCGCGCCGACCGGUCAUCGACUAUGCGCUCGCAGGCAUGAUGGAGCCGCCGACGCUCAUGGGCACGAUCUUUGGCGUCAUGGCGAACGCGACAUUUCCGUCGUGGCUCAUCCUCUCGCUGCUCGUGACGCUGCUUUCGUUCAUGGCCUACCGCACGCUUCAGAAAGUGCAGCACGUCGAAGCGCAGGAAGGCCGCGCACGCGGCGAGACCAAGGUGCUCCUCCCGACAAGUGUCCAAGCCGACGCCGAGCACCAAGCACGCACGCGCCAAGAAGAUGAAGACGACUUUGCCUCGUUGCCGCCACUCGACUUUCCGCCGCAUGCUGACAAGCAAGCGUCCCUCGAUGCAAUCCGGGCCCAGCUCUACGAGGAAGAGCGUUCGAUCUUCCCGCUCACGUAUGUCCUCCCGCUCGUGGCAUGCUGGCUCAUCAUUUUUGUUCAAUCACUCUUUCGCGGCGGGCAUGGCACGGCCAGCAUCGUCGGUGUGCCUUGUGGCUCGUCCAUCUACUGGGCUCUUACGUUUGUGCCGCUCCUCUUGCUCAUCCUCAUCACGUGGCUCAUGGGCCACCGCCUUCGCACGCGCAACCGCCUCAUGGUCGUGAGCGGCACCGAGUUUGCCCAAGGCGACGUGCACUGGACCUAUCAGAAGGCGCAAAUCGUGUUCCCGGCCUACUGCUUCGUUGCGGGCAUCGCGUCCGGCCUCCUCGGCAUUGGCGGCGGCAUGGUCCAGAGCCCCAUCAUGCUCGAGUACGGCCUUUUGCCCGUCGUCUCGUCCGCGUCCGCGUCCUACAUGAUUCUCUUUACGUCUUCGGCAACGACGCUGCAGUUUGCGGUCGCGGGGCAAUUUCCCGGCCAGCGCCAAUACGAUUACAUUGUGUGGUUUUCGCUCAUGGGCUUUCUCGGUGGCAUUUUUGGCCAAAAGUGCGUCGGGUACCUCUUGAAAAAGUACAACCGGACGUCGAUCCUCGUGUACAUUCUCGCGUUCGUCAUCGGCGCGUCGGCGAUCGCGAUGGGCGUCGCAGGCUUCCAAAACGUCGUGCGCGACUUCUCCAAGGGGGUGCACCUCGGCUUCUCGGGCCUUUGCGCCGUCUAAAUUGCCACAAUGGACUUAUGUUUUUGCCUCA
Saprolegnia parasitica CBS 223.65 is the source of this 1659-nucleotide messenger RNA. RefSeq lists its product as hypothetical. Bases 9 to 1628 code for a protein of 539 amino acids. The record is from RefSeq and is a predicted model, not a curated record. The transcript is spliced from 11 exons. Gene Ontology annotation, cellular component: membrane; Cul4A-RING E3 ubiquitin ligase complex. Gene Ontology annotation, biological process: protein ubiquitination. Lineage: Eukaryota; Oomycota; Saprolegniomycetes; Saprolegniales; Saprolegniaceae.